AUAACCCCUUCUGGACUCAUCUUCCUCUUUCUUCGUUGCUGAAUCUUGACCCGACCGGAACUCCGACUGCAAUUGCCCCCAAGUUCUCGUUUCUUUCUCCGAAUUGGCCCCCUCCAUUGGCCCCGCAACUUGGAUCCAUGAAUCCUCUAUCAUCAAAGAGGAGGAACUGCGAGAAAUGGCAGAAUUCCUCGGCAAAGGCUUCCGGAUUCACCAUCCUGAUGCUGUCGGGGGGAUCAGUCUAACUCAUAAUCGGGAUCCCCAGAAAUACAUGGUCAUGCAUUACCAUUCAGUGGGGAAUGGGUUCAGGCUGCCCCUUCAUGGUUUGGUUCGCUACAUCUGCCAGACCUUCGAAUUCCCCCUGGUCAACUCCCCGCCAACUGCUGCUGCUCCCCAAGGGAUGGAGAAAGAGGUUGGGGGAAAGAAGGAACCGAAGGAGCAGCAUUCCACCACAGCAAUCUCCCCAUCUUGUGUAGGUUCACGCCGCAAACGUAUCCUGUCUUCAGGGAGGGUUGGGCAGACCCAACAAUCACUCCUCACUCUGACUGAGGAGUACCUGGGUGGAGCAUGGGGAAAAUAUCGAGCUAUGGAGGUCCUAAAGGAUAAGGUGUUGGCCGCCAGAGCUCUGCAACUUAAGGUUGGUUCCCUCGAGCAGCAAGUCCACGCCCUACAAGAGGAGAAUGCCAGGCUCAAAGCAGAUGCCUCAGCGGAACUGCUGGCUGAGAGGUCCAGGGUCAAGUCCAUGCAAGAGCAGAUUGUUACCUACCAAGGAAGUACCCAGGACCUGGAGGCACAGUUUGACAAACUCCGGGGGCAAAUCUCCUGUCUGGAGUCGAAAGUCUCUACCCUGGAAGGCAAAGAGGGCAGUGUGAAAGAUGAACUGGUUGAAAGGGAAUCCCGGAUCUCAGAGUUGGAGAAAUCACUCCAUGAGGCCAAGCAAGAGGGUGCCCACUUUAGUGAGGUCAUGUUGAAACACAUGGGGUUGAAACGGGAAGCCCUCCAGAAGCUGGAGAAUGAGAGAAAGAUUGCCAAUGAGCUCCGGUUGAAGGUGGGAGAACUGGAGAAGACAGUGGCUUCCCAUCAAGGAGAGGUGGCCACCUUGACCGCCCGUGCAGAGGCCCUCUACGAAGAAGGGAAAUUUGACAUGCAGUUUUGCAUUUACGAGGCGGUCCGGAGUGGUCUUCCGGCUCACCAGACCUUGAAUGAUUUCAUUUCAUACUACGGCUUGCCUCUUCCCCUUCCUCCCCCAGACUCUCGUGCCAACCCGGGACCUUGGUUUUCUCCUUCUCCAACAGUUGCUAUAUUUUACUUUGUAAUAUUUUAGUUGUAUCAACAUGGUGAUGCUUGUAGCAUUUUAUCCUUUGUCAAUAUCUCGUUUGUACUUACAUCCUAGUAGAUUCCUUUCUUUGGGCUAACUGUUUUCCUCUUGGAAUUUUCAUCCUGCUUUGGGACUUAGCAAAAUUCUUACCUGCUUUAAGACUUGGG
This is a messenger RNA of Cuscuta campestris, 1482 nucleotides long. NCBI's taxonomy places the organism in Eukaryota, Viridiplantae, Streptophyta, Magnoliopsida, Solanales, Convolvulaceae. The record is from the annotation of a GenBank genome assembly.